Messenger RNA from Daldinia caldariorum, 1540 nucleotides. RefSeq lists its product as uncharacterized. Bases 53 to 1540 code for a protein of 495 amino acids. The record is from RefSeq and is a predicted model, not a curated record. NCBI's taxonomy places the organism in Eukaryota, Fungi, Ascomycota, Sordariomycetes, Xylariales, Hypoxylaceae. The transcript has 5 exons.
ACCUAACUUAUUUCAGCUUACAUUAAACCGUUAUAUUUCAUAGUAUCGUAAAAUGGAUUCGAUCACGCCUUGGGUACCAACUGGGGGAUCGACACCGGUCGCUUAUAAAAGUCCUAUAUUGCCAACUCCUGCUGCGCGAUUUUUACCCCCUGAUCAGGAGAAAAGACACAGACUACGACAACUCGGUCUCCAAAGAUAUUCAAGAUUAAGGGAAAGAAAUGUCACCCUCAUAAUUGAUGAAUACGAGCCUCGGGGUCGGUAUAUUGAAUAUCCUGAUCUUCCUGAGCGUCCUGAUGAUUUACCCAGGAAAUGUGCCUGGUGGCGUGGUAGGGGGAUCCCUCACGAGGUUUCCCGGCCUUAUGUCGACGAUCUAGAACAUAACCGGUUCGUACUCGAUCCCUAUGAGCCGUGGAUCCCCUUUAAAAGGUUCAUGAUGGAUAUAGCCCGGAUGUGGACGCGACCCCAGCAGCAAGCAGAAGGAUUAAACGAAGAAUUGUUCGGGAAUGUUUACGGCUGUACUCGAAUCAACUUCUUCAGAGUUAUGAGAUACCGGAUUUCCUUGCACAAAGCCUAUGCCUUUUGGACGGAUUUCAUGCGAGACCUACAAGUCACCGCUUUAACGGAUAGAUUUCCGCAAUUGGAUUCCCUGAGAAAUAUUCAGGAUGAAAACUCUACUCUGGAUCUAGCUGAAACUGCGCGUUUCAAUCAUCGGCAGUCGUUGAUAAUGCUCAGCUUAAUAGGUCUAAACAAUCUGAUUCCUGAGUAUGAUCCGGUAUAUAACAAUGCAGGUGUUGAGCAACUAAAAGACUUUAUACGAUCGCCCGCUGUUAGGGGACCUUGGAUCGAAUUCGUCCGGGAUUAUUUGGACAGUCAUCCCAUGACAGAAAACCCUCAAUGGUGUCAAUUGCAGCCUGCAAUGGCAAACAAAGACGUUGCGACCCUGAGAAGGAAUUUCUAUACGCAAGUGAACGUCGACAAGACGAACUGGACUCUUCUAGACCACACCGUACGGUUUAUAACCUUUAUUUAUGAACACGGCUUGAGCAUGAGCGUGGAUAGAGAAGAAACCAUGCACAUUUGGAACUAUGACUGGCCGUUCGGGCAUUACUUCUACGAUGAUAUCUCUGCUACUGACAUGACCGACCGAUACUGGUUUGGCUUCUCUCUGCUCAUGUUGCUCAUAAGGUCUUGGCAAUAUAACAGGGCUCACCCUAACCCGGAUUAUGGCCGGAUCCUUGUUCCAGCGUUAUAUCAUCCCUAUGAGCCGAACGAGUACGAAUUUCCGGAAAAUGAUGUCGGGAUGGUUGACCUAUCCCCCAAGUCAAAGUGGGAGAUUGGACAGCCUAUUAGAACGAAUUUCGAUUUUGUUAAUGCUUUCGACUCCGGCUUCAUUGCGCACUGGUGGCAAAGGCAUUACCAUGAGGACGAAAGCGACACCCCGAUUGACAAUGAUGGCUACCGUGUCCCCCACAUCAGGCGUGAAACUCGGUCUUUCGCCGAGGCUUUCGAUGAGGACGUAGGCUUUUUUACCCUAUUUUAG